CCCUCGGCGGCCUCUGCCCCCCCCUGCCACCACACCAGCGGGACCUUCACAAGGAUCUUCGGCAGGAGAUGACGAUGGAGCAACACGAGGUUCCCAGCACUGUGACAUGGAGAGGCCGGGAAUCAAACCGCAGCCCUGCAGUCAGGGGAUGGCUCGCUUUACCUCCUGAGGCACAGUGGUCUGUGUCACGUCCCUGUCAGAGGAGCGUUUCAGGAGUCUCUCCCCUCUCUGCGUCCAACAUGGACACGUUUUUCCGUCGUCACUUCAGGAGGAAGGAAGCUGCCCUGCAGGUGGAUGCCGAGGCCACAUCCUGCUGCCAGCGGAGGCCCAGUGUGGCCAUCCCCAGCAGUAAGGUCCGACGCAGGUCUACUGUUGGGUUCCCUUCCUCUACCCUGGUCCAGCGGCGCCGCUCCAGCGUCCAGCUGCAGGAGGGGCCGCCGUGUGCAGGAGGGACAUGUUUGGCGAAGACAUCCAGGCACACUGCUUGGGCAAGGCACACCCGCAGGCGUUCCAGCACCACCACCCCCAGCCUCAAUCCGAGGUUUGCCGUGCGCCAGAAGAAGGUGGGGAAGCUGCGGACCAUUGACACCCACCUACUGGGGCCAUCCAUGCUGCUGGCCAGUCUGAUCCAGAUGACUGAGGAGGAGGAAGAGGGGCCGGGGGUGGGGCUACCCACUGGAGAACAGCAGGUGGAGGUGAGUGGUGGAGCCAACAAUGGGAGAAUGUUUUCACGCUCCAGCAGCCUUCACUCAAAUGGAGAAGAUAACAGCAGCGGCGAUGCCACGGGAAAUGACAGCCAAUCAGAAGGCAGCCAGCUGUCGGAGGCGGAGCCACUGGCUGAGGGGGUGUCAUGCUCCUCCUUGGCCCCUGAUCAGCACCCCUUCUCCUCCUCCUGUUCCUCCUCCACCCAGGAUGUGAUGAAAAACACUCCUCAGCUUCCUUCGUUGUCACGGCCCCUGAUCCGGGCCCUCCGCUGCCUCCGCAGGAACUCCUCUCAGGUGUUCGCAGGAGACGCCGCUCCUUACAGCCGCUAUCGUGCUUCCAGCAAGAGGAGGAGGAUCUCCACCAUCUCCAAAGCUGGAAGCCCCUGGCCAGAAAGAGGCCCCCCGCUGCCCAGCCGCAAGACUUCAGUGUACUACUCCACCCACCCGGCCUUCUACAGGGGCCCUGGACCCCUCAGUCCACUGGGGGCCCACAGCUACGACCACCACCUGAGUACCUUCUUGCUGAAAGCCAUGGCAAAGUCGGGCCUCCAGCACAUGGCGACUCAGCCGAGCGUGUCGACGCCUGGACAGAGCGAUCCGCUGCAGGAGCCCAGCAGCUCGGUGGACUGGAGCGACAACGCCCAGUUCGGGGACCACAUCUGGUUCGAGACCAGUGGCUCUGGAGACUUCUGUUACGUUGGCGAGCAGUACUGCAUGGCCAAGUCUCUGCAAAAGUCAGUGGUGAGGAAGAAGUGUGCUGGCUGUAAGAUAUCGGUCCACACCAUGUGCAUGGAGCAGCUGCAGAAGAUUAACUUCAGGUGCAAGCCGUCCUUCAGGGAGCCAGGAUCUCGAGCCGUUCGAGAGUCCAACAUUGUACGACACCACUGGGUCCACAGGAGGCGUCAGACAGGGAAGUGUCGGCAGUGUGGGAAGGGAUUCCAGCAGAAGUUUUCAUUUCACAGCAAAGAGAUUGUUGCCAUCAGCUGCUCGUGGUGCAAACAGGCGUAUCACAACAAGGUGACGUGCUUCAUGCUGCAACAGAUAGAGGAGUGCUGCUCUCUGGGAGUGCACGCGGCUGUCAUCAUCCCUCCCACCUGGAUCAUCAGGGCCCGCAGACCACAGUCUCUAAAGUCCAGUAAAAAGAAGAAGAGAACGUCGCUGAAAUGCAAGUCGAGCAAGAAGGGAGCUGAGCUCCAAGAUGGCCGCUGGAAGCCCUUCAUGGUGAAGCCUCUGCCCUCUCAGCUCAUGAAGCCUCUGUUGGUGUUUGUCAACCCCAAGAGCGGCGGUAACCAGGGAGCCAGGAUAAUCCAGUCCUUCAUGUGGUACCUGAACCCUCGGCAGGUGUUCGACCUGAUGAAGGGGGGGCCCAGAGAGGGGCUGGAGUUGUACGGCAAAGUGCCCAACCUGCGGAUCCUGGCCUGUGGCGGAGACGGGACGGUGGGAUGGAUCCUGUCGGUGCUGGACCAGCUGAAGCUUCAUCCUCAGCCCCCGGUGGCCAUCCUUCCUCUGGGCACCGGCAAUGACCUGGCCAGGACUCUCAACUGGGGAGGGGGCUACACCGAUGAACCCAUGUCAAAGAUCCUGUCACACAUCGAGGAUGGAAACAUCGUUCAGCUCGACCGAUGGAACCUGAACGUGGAGGCGAACCCCGAUGCCCGGCUGGAGGACGGGGAUGAGCAUCAGACCAACAAGCUUCCUAUUGACGUCUUCAACAACUACUUCAGCCUGGGCUUCGAUGCUCACGUCACACUGGGUUUCCAUGAAUCCAGAGAGGCGAACCCCGAGAAGUUUAACAGCCGCUUCAGGAACAAAAUGUUCUAUGCAGGGACGGCCUUCUCAGAUUUCCUGAGCGGGAGCUCGAAAGACCUUGCCAAGCACAUCAAGGUGGUGUGUGACAGCACAGACCUGACUGCAAAAGUACAGGAGAUGAAGUUGCAGUGUCUGCUCUUCCUCAACAUCCCCAGGUACUGUGCGGGCACCACACCAUGGGGCCAUCCCAGCGAGCAUCAGGACUUUGAACCUCAGCGUCACGACGACGGCUGCAUCGAGGUUAUCGGCUUCACGAUGACUUCUCUGGCCACGCUGCAGGUGGGUGGUCAUGGCGAGCGUCUCCACCAGUGCAGAGAAGUGAUCCUCACCACAUAUAAGCCCAUCCCCAUGCAGGUGGACGGAGAGCCCUGCAAGCUGGCACCGUCCAUCAUCCACAUCACCCUGAGGAACCAGGCCAACAUGGUGCAGAAGACCAAGAGGAGGAUCUGUAUGCCCCCCCUCAACGACCAGCAGCCCGUUCCUGAGAAGCUGCAGAUCAGAGUGAACAGGAUCAGCAUGGCGGCGUACGAGGCUCUGCACUACAACAAGGACCAGCUGAAGGAGGCCUCGACACCGCUCGGAGUGAUCACCGUCCCUGGAGACAGCGACCUGGAGACCUGCCGUCUGCUGAUCGAGCGCCUGCAGGACGACUUAGACCAGGACUGUGACACGACGAAGGGAGGGUGUCCAUCUUCACAGAAACUCUCCAUGAAGUGGUGCUUCCUCGACUGUACGACUGCAGACCGCUUCUACAGGAUCGACCGCGCUCAGGAGCACCUGAACUAUGUUACGGAGAUCUCUCAGGAGGAGCUGUACAUCCUGGACCCGGAGCUAGUCCUCAAGGAGACCGUGGGCACCUCCCCCGGCAUGCCUGACCUGGUGGACUCUGAGGAGCACCAGGACCAAGAGAGAGAGUUCGCGUUGCCUGGCUCCCCGUCCUCCCUCACCUCCUCAGCCACACCCAGGCCGAGAGACUGUCAGAGGAGGCGGAUCUGCAGUGACAGUUCAGUGACUGAUCCUUUAUCCCAGAGCCCUAAGACCGCCCUGUGCAGGAGGGGAGCAAAGAUUCUCAACGUGCAUCGCUCCAACGUGGCCCUGGCUGAUUUCAGACCCGUGAUUAGUGCUACCUCACACAACCCGGAAGAAGAAGCAGAGUUGAUCGACUGCAUCAAAUCCGCAGACAUGAACAGACUGAUGGAGUUCCACCAGCAGGGGGCAGAUGUGCUGCUGCAGGACGCAGCCGGCCGCACGCUGCUGCAUCACGCCGUGCAGGCCCGCAGCAAGGACAUGGUCAAGUACCUCAUCGCUAACGUGCCCACAUCUCACCUGGACAUAACAGAGAAGGCAACAGGAGAGACGGCGCUCCAUAAAGCUGCCACCUCGGGUCAGCGGAGCAUCUGUCACUAUCUGGUGGAGGCCGGGGCGUCGCUGACCAAGACAGACCUGCAGGGUGACACUCCCAAGCAGCACGCAGAGAAGGCCGACCAUCAGGACCUGGCUGAGUACCUGGAGAACCGCCAACACUACCAGAUGAUCCAGAGAGAAGACCAGGAGACGACAGUCUGACCUCCAGGCUGUCUGUGCACAUCUGUCUGUCCUUAGGUCUUUAAUUCACCUCCUCCUUUGUCCCUGUGACAUCUGGAGCCCAGGGUCCAGGGAAAAAUUGGCUAAUUUAAUGUAUGCGACCACCCGUUAGCUAGUGCUGUGUCUUCUCUACUGUAAGAAGCAGGACAACGGUGAUUUAUCACUUCAUCUUUCACUGACCACUGGGUUUUGCUGAGGACUAGAAAUCCUCUGUCCUAUGGUGAAGUCCAUCCAAACAUUCAAACAUCUGCACACUCCAGUGAAUUCAGACAUUCCCAUCUCCUACAAACAUUGGCGCUGUGACGUCUGUGUACAGGAAGUGAAACAGCCGCACAGCGACUGCAGCUUUCCCCACUUCACAUGGAACAGCAGCAGAAGACCUCCUGGUUGGAUGUCCUUGUUAAGUGUCUGGAUCUUUCCCUUAGGCAGCAGUAAAUCUAGUUAUUUAUGACUAAUGUGUAGAGAUAACACAGUCUGCUUUGAUUCCAGCCAUCGUUGGACUGUUUUGUCUGUCGUGCAGCUGUAAAGCAGAGGGACCUUGUGCUGUGAUGUGUGUCCUGUGUGCAGAGCUGAGACCUCGUAGACUCAUCAGUGUUGAAACCAGUUUGUGCCAAAACAGCCACGUGUGUGUUUUUAAUUAGUGACAUAAUGCUGUAAAGUAACGGAUAAAUAACUGUUCUGUUUGGGUUUUAUCAGAUUUGAGUGACCUGCAAUAAAUCAUGUCAGUAACAGUC
This is a messenger RNA of Monopterus albus (swamp eel), 4831 nucleotides long. RefSeq names its product diacylglycerol kinase, zeta b (gene dgkzb). Gene Ontology annotation, molecular function: ATP-dependent diacylglycerol kinase activity; protein binding. Lineage: Eukaryota; Metazoa; Chordata; Actinopteri; Synbranchiformes; Synbranchidae. Gene Ontology annotation, cellular component: glutamatergic synapse; plasma membrane. Bases 69 to 4079 code for a protein of 1336 amino acids. Gene Ontology annotation, biological process: phospholipase C-activating G protein-coupled receptor signaling pathway. The transcript has 35 exons. The record is from RefSeq and is a predicted model, not a curated record.